UAGCGAGACGCACAACAAAGCUCGAACAGCGCCCAACCUCUCCAUCCUCUCCAGCAGUGACAUCUCCGCACAGCACUACCAUGAGUCUGAGGAGCAAACCCACCAGCCAUCCAGGACUACGCAUGUCCUCAGGGGGCUUCAGUAGCAUGUCCAUGGGAUCCUACUCCAUCCCCAAGAUCAGCUCUGGGGCUAACCAGCCAGCCCCGAUUACAGCCGUGACCAUCAACAAGAGCCUGCUGACUCCGCUGAAGAUAGACAUCGACCCCACAGUCCAAGCUGUUCGUAACCAGGAGAAAGAGCAAAUCAAGAGUCUCAACAACCGUUUUGUCUCAUUCAUUGAUAAGGUAAGAUACCUGGAACAGCAGAACAAAGUACUGGAGACCAAGUGGAAGCUGCUGCAGGGACAGGCUGCCUCCUCCUCUAACAUUGAGCCCAUGCUGAAGUCCUACAUCGCCAACCUGCAAAGACAGCUGGAUUGUAUAAACAAUGACAAACACAGACUUGACAUGGAGAAGAACGUGAUGCACAAACAAGUGGACGACUACAAGACAAAGUAUGAGCAAGAGAUCAACAAGAGAAAUCAUGCAGAGAAUGAGUUUGUCAUGAUCAAAAAGGAUGUGGACGCAAGCUAUUUGUCCAAGAUGGAUCUAGAUGGCAGGGUGUCUGUUAUCAGUGAUGAAUUCAACUUCCUCAAGGCUCUGUAUGAUGCGGAGCUGUGUGAGCUGCAGGAGAGCCUGAAGGAGACCUCUGUGGUGGUGCAGAUGGAUAACUCCCGUGGCCUGAACAUGGAUCAGAUCGUGUCUGAGGUUAAGGCUCAGUAUGAGGACAUUGCCGCCCGCAGCCGUGAAGAAGCUGAAAGCUGGCAGAAGAACAAGUUUGACCAGAUGGCUGCUGAGGCCAACCAGUAUGGCAAUGAGCUGCGUAACACCAAGGGGGAAAUAUCUGAGCUCAACCGAAUGAUCAGCCGCCUGCAGAAUGAGAUCCAGGCUGUAAAGGCACAGCGUACCAAUCUUGAGGGCCAGGUUGCCGAGGCGGAGCAGCAUGGGGAGGGGGCCGUGCAGGACGCCAAGGCUCGCAUCAGGGACCUGGAGCUGGCUCUGCAGAGGGCCAAGCACGACAUGGCUCGGCAGCUCAGAGAAUACCAGGAGCUCAUGAAUGUAAAGCUGGCCCUGGACAUAGAGAUCUCCACUUACAGGAAACUGCUGGAAGGAGAGGAGGAACGACUUGGACAGGAGUCUAUUGUAAGCAUCCAAACAGUGCCUACUAAAUCCGUCCCAGUUAACAACCACCAGCAGCAAAGGUCAGGGGCAUUUCUCAUCAAGAAGGUGGAGACCCACAAUAUUUCAUACAAAUAAAUCAGAAAAAACACACUGCAAUACUUAAACCUGCUGGAUCACUAUGGCCAUUUAACUUUAACCUUCACAUUAAUCUUUUUGUAACCUACAAUAAGCCAACUGCACCAGUGUGUGUGUUAUUUGUUUAUGUCCCUUCUCCUUGUGUUUGAUGUCACAUUAAUUAUCACUUUCUGUGUUUAAAAAUAAAGAUGUACUCAGCUGA
Siniperca chuatsi (mandarin fish) is the source of this 1557-nucleotide messenger RNA. Its product is annotated as intermediate filament protein ON3-like. Bases 81 to 1355 code for a protein of 424 amino acids. Gene Ontology annotation, molecular function: structural constituent of skin epidermis. The transcript is spliced from 9 exons. Gene Ontology annotation, cellular component: keratin filament. Lineage: Eukaryota; Metazoa; Chordata; Actinopteri; Centrarchiformes; Sinipercidae. The record is from RefSeq and is a predicted model, not a curated record. Gene Ontology annotation, biological process: intermediate filament organization; keratinization.